Messenger RNA from Emiliania huxleyi CCMP1516, 984 nucleotides. RefSeq lists its product as hypothetical. Gene Ontology annotation, molecular function: CoA-ligase activity. Bases 1 to 984 code for a protein of 327 amino acids. The record is from RefSeq and is a predicted model, not a curated record. Lineage: Eukaryota; Haptophyta; Isochrysidales; Noelaerhabdaceae. The transcript has 2 exons.
AUGUCGAGUCGAGCAGGGCAUUGCCUGCGGCAGACUGCUCGCUACCCAGCCUUGCGCUGCGCACGGAGGCACGCAGGGAGACGGGUUGAGCUACCGCCUCCUCCGAGAGCCACUCCAGUCAACCGGCGACUAAGUGGAGCAGCAGCCGCGGCGGAGCCCGCCGCCGAGCCCUCCCCGCCACCGGCCGUGGUGUGGGAGGGGCCAAAGCUGGAGCAAAUCCCGCGCGGCUCCUUCUUCUCCUUCCUACGGGAGUACGGGCAGUGGGAGAGGGCGGCGGAGCAGCCGGCGCUGAGCUGCAGCACCACCGGCAGGACGCUAACCUUCCGAGACCUCGAACGGCGAGUUGCCAGCGCGGCGGCCGCCCUCGCGCGGGAGGGCUUUGGCGACGUCCUCAGCAUUCAUCUCCCAAAUUGCGAGCAGAAUGUGAUCGCGUUCCUCGCCGCCACGGAGCUCGGAGGCACCGUCACCCCCUCCAAUCCCGCCUACACUGCCGCCGAGCUUGCGCAGCAGCUCGAGACCGCGCGCGCAGUCGCGGUCCUGAGCACGACGUCGGUGCGCGAGACGGUGGACGCCGCCGCUCUCCAGGCGGGGGUGCGGCGCGUCAGCUACGUCGAGGAGCCGGACUGUUUUGCGAAUUCACUGUGCCCCGACGCGCUGCUGCCAGCCACACCAAUCGACGGGGCGCGAGACCUCGUCGCGCUUCCCUUCUCGAGCGGCACCACGGGCAAGCCCAAGGGCGUGAUGCUGAGCCACCGCAACCUCGGCGCCAACGUCCUGCAGUCCCUCUCGCACGAGGACCUGCGCCACGAUGUGCGCGCCGGCGACCGGCUCAUCGGCGUGCUUCCUCUGUAUCACAUCUACGGCAUGCUCAUCCUCGGCUUCAGCCUCGCCUCGCGCGCGCACCUCGUGCUGCUGCCAAAGUUCGAGCCGCUGCCCUUCCUCGAGGCAAUGCAGCGGCACCGCAUCACCGGCGCCUCCACGUGA